Molecule: messenger RNA, 459 nt
Organism: Orbicella faveolata
Lineage: Eukaryota; Metazoa; Cnidaria; Anthozoa; Scleractinia; Merulinidae
Product: E3 ubiquitin-protein ligase TRIM71-like
Biological process (GO): proteasome-mediated ubiquitin-dependent protein catabolic process; protein polyubiquitination
Molecular function (GO): ubiquitin protein ligase activity; protein binding; zinc ion binding
Source: RefSeq, a predicted model, not a curated record
AUGUCCGAGUAUUAUCCACUGACUCCUUCUCCGCGAGGUCUUAUCCUCGGCCCUCACGACUUCUUUCCGUUAGAUUCCGAAGAUGAUGCUGACCUUGACAUUCUGGCUCGCACCUUCGCUGAGUAUCUAAUCGUAUCAGAUUUAGAAGACCACUGCGUAAAAGUUUUUAACAGGGAACAGGGAAUUUUUCUGUGCAAGUUUACAAGUGUUGGGGAUGCCUACGGGCAGUUCGAUGAACCCUCUUUUUUAGCAGUUGACAAGGCAGGACACCUAAUGGUCUGUGAUACAGGUAAUCACAGAAUCCAGGUGUUCAAACUCAAUGGAGAGUUUGUUGCAAAGUUUGGGACCGAAGGCAGCGAGUUAGGAGAGUUUGACACUCCAAGCGGUAUAGCAGUUCUUAGCGAUGGUCGGAUAGUUGUAUCUGACACUGACAAUCGUCGUAUUCAGGUCUUCGAGUGA